AUGACUAGUAGUUUAUUAUCUUUAUCUAAUCUAAUAUUAUUAAAUAUAAUAUCAUCUAUUCAAGAUAAUGGAGAUAUAAUAUGUUUGAUGUUAACUUGUAAAAAGUUAUAUCAAACUAGUAGUAGUUUAAGAAGAUCUAUUAUCUUUAAAGGAAAAGGUGUUAUACCCAUCACUGAAAGAGGUAUCAUAUCAAAUCAGUUUAAAACAACAGCUACUCGGUUUACACUAUUAUCUUUUAAAGAUAUACUAGAGAGGAGUAUAUCGGAUAGACAACUCAUACUACCUGAAAGGGUAGAUAGAGAGUAUUCCUUUCCUGAUUGGAUUUACCCUUACAUCACAAUAGAACGAGUAGAUAAAAGUAACAUUACAACUGCUUUGGUGAUGUAUGACAUACAUGCCUAUCUAAAGUCAUUCUACGCUACGGUACCAUCAAUCGAGACACUAUUCAUCAAUGACGAAUUAUACAAUUCAGAAUUGGAUCUUGGUUCAAUCGAUCAGUUACCUAAUCUCAAACGACUUUGGGUGAAUGCAGACAAGUUGAAUCUUGGUACUCAUACAACUCUAAAGUCACUUGCCCUAAAUAUUGGUAACACUAUGACACUCGUCGAUCUUGGUCUCAUCAAAUUCGUAUCUCUGACAAAACUUAGUUUCAAGAGUCAUUGUGUUUCAGAUAUUGGUCCAGGUCUGCUUCCAAGUAGCUUGACGUCACUCACUCUUAGACCAAGAGAGAUACCACCACAAGAUACAUUCCUUUCAUUAAAGUCGUUGGUCAAACUAAAGAUUUUCAUGGCUACCAAUGAAAUGGACAAAGAUGUGGAUGACAGACCAUGUAUCGAUCUCUCGACUCUAUCCAAUCUCAAGCUACUCAAAGUUCAUUACGACAAUCAAGACAAUGAUGAUCAUUGUAUAGAUCUGAUAGUCCCUACAUCACUCAAGAUACUUUAUCUUUGGUGUGCAUGCUUACAAAUCCCAUCACAAUGUACAAUGCCACAGUUGGAGAAAUUAAUUGUACAUCAAAGAAUAUUGAAUGGUCUAAAAAUCAAUCUACCAUUACAAUGUCCAUCUCUAAACAAACUAAGUAUCAUAGAUUGUAAAGAAAUGUUACUGGCCGAUAUCAUUAUCCCAUCAACAGUCAAAAAGAUUACAAUCGAUAAGAAAUCAAUAGUCGAUAAUAUACUCGUUCAAGUUGCAUUACCACCAAUGCUCACACAUCUAUCGAUCAAGGGACACUCCUAUGAAUAUAUUCAACGGUUACCAGACUCGUUAGUCAAAUUAAAGCAAACAUUCAAUAGCUUUAAAGCUCCAUUCUCAUCACUUCCUCGUCAUUUAAAAAAAUUAUCUUUACAAGUACAGUGUGAUACAGAUUUUGUAUUACCAUCUGGUAAUCUACCGAAUCUAGAAACGCUCAAUCUAUUUAAAAUGAUUGGUGACUUUAAGAUUGGCGCUAUACCACCCACCAUCAAAAAUCUAUCGAUAUCUUUGAACCCUAAAAUAAGCCCAAAUGGGCUUUCAAUCUUUUCAAUCGGUCCAAGAAUCGAUGGAACCGCUGAUGGACAAGUGUCACAAUGGUUACCAUACAAUACCACUCAUCUAACAUGCCACCUAACCAAUUUUCAAAUGGGUAUAGACUCAAAGGCUGUAUUUAGAUUGGACCAAGUAAUCAACCAUACCAAUAUUAGACAAUGA
Molecule: messenger RNA, 1686 nt
Organism: Cavenderia fasciculata
Lineage: Eukaryota; Evosea; Eumycetozoa; Acytosteliales; Cavenderiaceae
Exons: 2
Coding region: 1-1686 (561 amino acids)
Source: RefSeq, a predicted model, not a curated record